CUCCGCUUCUGUCCUGGAUACAGAUAUGAGAAGUACAGCGGGGGGCUUCCACUCCCCCCUUCCUAUGUGCCUACGGUUCUGUCAGAAUUAAGUGACCGUAUGACAUUUGUGGAAAGGGUGAAGAAUAUGUUACAGGUGCUGUAUUUUGACUUUUGGUUCCAAACAUUUAAUGAGAAGUCCUGGAGUCAGCUUUACAGUGAUGUUCUAGGGAGACCCACUACAUUAACUGAGAUGAUGGGGAAGGCAGACAUAUGGCUCAUUCGAACCUUCUGGGACUUGCAAUUUCCUCACCCUUUCUUGCCUAAUUUUGACUUUGUUGGAGGACUCCAUUGCAAACCAGCCAAACCACUGCCUAAGGAGAUGGAAGAAUUUGUUCAGAGCUCUGGAGAACAUGGUGUGGUGGUGUUUUCUCUGGGAUCAAUGGUUAAAAACAUGAGAGAGGAAAGGGCCAAUGUAAUUGCUUCUGCUCUUGCUCAGAUUCCACAGAAGGUUCUGUGGAGAUUUGAUGGUAAGAAACCAGACACCUUAGGAUCCAACACUCGGCUCUACAAGUGGAUCCCACAGAAUGACCUUCUUGGUCAUCCAAAAACCAAAGCUUUCAUAGCUCAUGGUGGGACCAACGGUAUCUAUGAGGCAAUCUAUCAUGGUGUUCCUAUUGUUGGUAUUCCCUUGUUUGCGGAUCAGCCUGAUAAUAUUAACCACAUGGUAGCCAAGGGAGCAGCUGUUAGAGUGGACUUCAACACACUGUCAGCUACAGAACUUCUCACUGCCUUGCGGACUGUUAUUAAUGACCCUUCCUAUAAAGAGAAUGCCAUGAGAUUAUCCAGAAUCCAACGUGACCAGCCAAUGAAGCCCCUGGACCGAGCUGUCUUCUGGAUCGAGUAUGUCAUGCGAAACAAAGGAGCCAAGCACCUUCGCCCAGCUCUGCAUGACCUUAGCUGGUUCCAGUACCACUCUCUGGAUGUGAUUGGGUUCCUAUUGGUCUGUGUGGUAGCUGUGGUAUUCAUCAUCACAAAAUGUUGCCUCUUUUGUUGUCAUAAGACUGCUAACAUGGGAAAGAAGAAAAAAGACUAGUUUCAUGAAGCCUGAAGCAGAGAUUCCUGAGAGAUGAGCCUCUGCCAGCUGCUUCCAGUGAGAGCCUGUUGUCAGUCCAGGUGCCUUCCCUCUCAAAUAAGACAGUGUAGGGACUUCAUUGAAGAUUGUUCUCAUAGAUUCACUCUGUGUUGAAGACAUGCAAUAUUUCAUGCCAGAUAUAUACUCGGUGUUCUACAAGCUAAAUUAUGUGUUCAGUUUAGAAUGUUUGGAUGGAAUUGAGAAGCUAUGCCCAAUACAAUCACUGAGGACACUAUGGUUCACAAAACUUGCAUGAACAUAAAGCCUUUGCAAAACACCUCUAAAUAUUAAUUACUUUUACAAAUGCCAGGACUGCUAUGACUUCAUUUAGUAGUUUCUUUUUCUUUCUUCCUUGUUUUUCUUUCUUUCUUUCACUACUCAUAAAUAAUAUUCAUAUGUCACACUUUUGAAAUAAACAUAUUUUCAUCUAUA
Grammomys surdaster is the source of this 1545-nucleotide messenger RNA. RefSeq names its product UDP-glucuronosyltransferase 2B1. Lineage: Eukaryota; Metazoa; Chordata; Mammalia; Rodentia; Muridae. The annotation marks the transcript as partial. The transcript is spliced from 6 exons. The record is from RefSeq and is a predicted model, not a curated record. Gene Ontology annotation, molecular function: UDP-glycosyltransferase activity.